CCCGCCUUUUGGGACGACUUUUUAAAAACAAGUCUCGAUCCUCUCUCCCGUUUGCACCAAAGUCCCAUAAAAACCCCCUCUCUCAAGUCUCCGUUUACAUUUCCACAUUACCCAAAAACCCAGCCGUCGAAAUGGAACUGCUGGCGAAUCCAAUCCCAGCCGUCGUGCUCCUCCUCUCUUUACUCGCGGCGGCACCUCCGGUCUCCGCCAGACUCAAAUCCUGCACUAUUACGUACCAUGAUUUCAACAACUCCAACUUAAACACCGAGAAAUUGUACGUAGCCAGCAAUGAUUCGACGGUAGCCAGCGGCGCCCUCCAUGUCACGCUGGAGUCCGAUUACAGCCCACUGACCAACCAAUCCGGUCGAAUUUUAUACGACAAGUCUUUCAAGCUAUGGGAAGGCCGAAAUGACACUUACUCCGACCGAGUGGCGUCGUUUAACACCUCGUUCCUUGUGAACUUCGACCAAAAGAUCGGUUUCCCUACCCCUGGUGAAGGCCUGACGUUCGUGGUGGCGCCGGACCUCAAUCUCCCGCCGCGGAAUAGCUUCGGCGGGUACUUGGGUCUAACCAAUUUCACCACCGAUGGCAACAUUUUGAACCAAAUUCUCGCAAUUGAGCUCGACACAUUUAAACAAGAUUUUGACCCGGAUUCGAACCACGUCGGACUUAAUAUAAACUCCGUCAUAUCUGGCACCACCACCUCGUUAACCCCACUCGGGUUUGAACUGGUUCCGCCCUAUGGAACGCACAAUUUCUUCAACGUAUGGGUCCAGUACGACGGUAUCAAAAAGUUCGUCGCGGUUUACAUGGCUCAACAAGCAAACCCAACGGAUCCAACACCUCCCAGACCCGAUACCCCGAUUCUUACAUCAUAUCUGGAGCUCAGAGGGGUCGUAAAUCAGAACUCGUAUUUCGGGUUUUCGGCAUCCACGGGCAACUCAGCAGAAAUCAACAGAGUUUUACGGUGGAACUUGACAGUGGAAUACUACUACGACGUUAAUUGUGUGGAGAUUGGCCUUAUCGUCGGGAUACCAACGGUGGUACUUUUACCUGCGUCGCUGGUUUUGGUAUACUACUUCCGAAAGAGGUGGUUAUCGCGACGAUCGGAUCAGCAAAUGUCGAGAAAGGUGAAGAUAAUGCCUGGGAUGCCGAGGGAGUAUCAGUUCAAAGAUUUGCAGAAGGCUACAAACAAUUUUGAUGAGACGAGGAAGUUGGGAGGAGGUGGGUAUGGAGUGGUUUACAAAGGGUAUUUGGCGAAUCAAAAGGAUUUGGAAGUUGCGGUGAAGAUGUUCUCUAGAGAGAGUUUGAAGGGUGGUCAGGAUGAUUUCUUUCAAGAGCUUACAAUUAUCAAUCAACUCGGCCACAAAUACCUUGUCCCAUUACUGGGAUGGUGUCACAAGCACGGAAAGCUGCUGCUAGUUUAUGAAUACAUGCCCAAUGGCAGCCUCUACCAAAACCUCUUCGGCAAUGCCAACCGCAUGCCGUUGAGCUGGACUCUCCGCCGCAAGAUCAUCACCGGGGUAGCCUCUGCCCUCCACUACCUCCACAAUGAGUACCAAAAGAGGGUGGUCCACCGUGACGUCAAGUCCAGCAACAUCAUGCUUGACGCCGAGUUCAACCCCAAGUUAGGAAAUUUUUGCUUCUUGGUCUAG
Messenger RNA from Rhododendron vialii, 1655 nucleotides. RefSeq names its product probable L-type lectin-domain containing receptor kinase S.5. Bases 132 to 1655 code for a protein of 507 amino acids. Gene Ontology annotation, cellular component: plasma membrane. Gene Ontology annotation, molecular function: ATP binding; carbohydrate binding; protein kinase activity. The transcript has 3 exons. Lineage: Eukaryota; Viridiplantae; Streptophyta; Magnoliopsida; Ericales; Ericaceae. The record is from RefSeq and is a predicted model, not a curated record. Gene Ontology annotation, biological process: protein phosphorylation.